CGAGAUGAGACUUGUAACAUGUGGAUUCGCUGUCAGGAAGGAGCCAAGGAGCUGCCGGCGCUGCGGGACUUUUAAAAAGUCACUUGGGACUGCGGCUACCUUAAAAGAUUCGGCACCGUUGGGCGGUUGCUGCUGAAAAUCAUCUUCCAGGAUAUCUACUUUAAAUUCAUUUACUCUGUAAUCUUGUUUCACAUUUGCUUUGGUAUCUGCCCUCUCUCUGGAUGUGGGUUGCAUUGGAAAAGGAUGUCCUCAGGGGCUUCCGAGCAUCAUCUCAUGUUGACCAAGAUCAAAGACCUUCAGAUACAGAAAUUGAAGCCCUCUUGCAAUCGCUGUUUGAGGGCAACUUUGAAAGCAUUCUGCUUUCUCCACUCAUAAUGGAAAUGUUCACUGCACCAGUCCCAGAGGAGAAUAUAGAAAUUUAUUUGGUACGACAGAUUUCUGCAUUCUUAGAUGGACCAGCUGAUGUUCAAAACAGACAACUAAUGGUGUUCCUGCUUGGAGUAAGCUGUCUUCACCUUUUUGUUCAAAGCAACUGGACAGGUCCUCCCAUCAUUUCAAUACCACAGGACUUUUUACCAUCUUCUCUCUUUGAACAUUUUUCAGAGCAAAAAGCGGUGUCUGCUACAAUUCUGAGCUGUCUUAUUCUUGAUGGAGAAUCAGCCUACAGCUUGACAGCCAAUCCAAUCUUCCUUCUUAUAGCCAGAGUAAUCUUUGUGAAACUCCGGAAUAAAUUAACAGAAUUCCAGAUGUUGCCAUGGUGGACCCUUCGAUGUAUUAAUGUUCACCAGCAGUUGUUGGAUGAGCGUUCUCCUGAACUUUUUGCCAUUGCGCAAACCUGUACAAAUGAGAUUCAGAAAUGUAAGAACUUCUUUUUGGAAGAAGCUGCCCAAGACUUGUCUGUGCAACAGUGUCUGGAGUGCAGUUACACGUGUCUAUAUUACUAUGACUACAAAAAUGCAAAAGAGCAUCUCAAUGCAGCCAAAGACAUGACCACCCUGCAGAUUAAUUUAACAGGUGCUUUGGGAAAACGGACACGGUUUCAGGAAAACAAUGUGGCCCAGCUUAUUUUAGAUGUGCAGAGAAAAGGGGACCUCUUCUUGCGCCAAGGACUGACACCAGCCCCGACUCCCAUAGAGUACUUACCAAAGAAUCAAGAUUUAGAAGAUGACACAGUUCUUAAUCAAAUUAAAUUAGAGGACCCAGAGCAAUUUCACAUUCCUGAUCUUUGUGCAGAAGAGCUGGCCGUUAUUCUUGGUGUCUGUAUAGAUUUCCAGAAGAACAAUCCCGUGCACAAGUUAACAGAGGAAGAAUUGCUGGCUUUCAACUCAUGUUUGCUCUCACAACCCAAGUUUUGGGCUCUGCAGACCACCGCACUCCUCAUGAGAACCAAACUUGAAAAAGGAAGUGCUCGACGUGUAGAACGAGCUAUGAUGCAAACCCAGGCGCUAGCAGAUCAGUUUCAACAGAAAGAGCCAAAUUGCACGGAAAGACUUAAAAUGUUCUACUGUUCACAGAUGCCUGCAAUUUGGGAUAUACAGAGGCAACUGGCAAGUCUGCUCUUUGACCUGGGAUGCACUAGUUCAGCAUUGCAGAUCUUCGAAAAACUUGAAAUGUGGGAAGAUGUGGUGAUCUGUUAUGAGCGGUUAGGGCAACAUGGCAAGGCUGAAGAAAUUCUGAGGCAAGAACUAGAGAAAAAGGAAACACCACGACUCUACUGCCUUCUAGGGGAUGUAUUAAAAGAUCAUCAGUAUUAUGACAAAGCUUGGGAGUUGUCCAAUCAUCGAAGUGCUCGCUCUCAACGUUCUAAGGGGCUGCUCCAUCUCCGCAACAAGGAAUUCAAACAAUGUGCUGAGUGCUUUGAGAAGUCUGUCAAAAUUAAUCCCAUACAGCUUGGAGUAUGGUUCUCUCUUGGGUGUGCCUAUAUUACCUUACAAGAGUAUGAAGGAGCUGCCAAAGCUUUUCAGCGCUGUGUGACUUUGGAGCCUGAUAAUGCUGAGGCCUGGAAUAAUUUAUCAUCGGCCUACAUCAGGCUUAAACAGAAGAUUAAGGCCUUCAGAACACUACAGGAAGCAAUUAAAUGCAAUUAUGAACACUGGCAGAUUUGGGAGAACUACUUGCUCACCAGCACAGAUGUGGGAGAGUUCGCCGAGGCAGUUAAAGCUUACCACAGACUCAUGGAUUUACGUGAUAAAUUCAAAGAUGUACAGGUUCUGAAGAUUUUAGUUAGAGCAGUUGUUGAAGGAAUAGAGGACCACAAAGGAGAGUCCACAAGUAACUUAAAGCCAAAACUGCUGGAAUUGAUGGGGAGAGUGACAUCACGGGAUUCUAGUGAUGCGGAAAUAUGGAAAGUAUAUGCCAGACUGUGCGGAAACGGUGCAAGUGAAAAGGAUGAUGAAAAUGACAAGGCCUUGCAAUACCUGAUAAAAGCUCACAAAUGUGAAACGCAGAAAACUGGAUGGGAAAGUGAUGUAUCUUCAUUCAAGGAGAUCAUUAGAGGAGCAGUUGAACUUGCACAUGUGGCAAUGAAGUGCAGUGAAAGAAAGAGCAACCCACAGGAAGCUGUGCAAAUCCUUUCCUCGGCUCGUCUGAAUUUACGUAGCCUGUCCUCCAAAGCAAAGCAAGUUUAUACAGAUGCGGCGAGUGGAGAGGUUUUGCCAGAUUUAGCUGAAGAUGUAAAAACGAUGGACAAUAUUAUCAGUGAAAUCCAAGAAAUCAGCAACCAGCUAAGAAAUAAAUACUGAGCACUUAGAACUCUUAUGGACAAAAUCAAAAGCACCAUGCAUGGCAUUCACUUCUUCAAACCAAAUGUCAUCUAAAUAAACAAUUUUUUUUCUAAUAA
Xenopus tropicalis (tropical clawed frog) is the source of this 2839-nucleotide messenger RNA. It is a transcript of the gene ttc27, whose product is annotated as tetratricopeptide repeat domain 27. NCBI's taxonomy places the organism in Eukaryota, Metazoa, Chordata, Amphibia, Anura, Pipidae. The coding region runs from base 222 to 2741 and encodes 839 amino acids. The transcript is spliced from 21 exons. The record is from RefSeq and is a predicted model, not a curated record.